AUGAACUGUUUAGAUGCGCAGAAGGUGCAGUUUGACACUCAUAUGCUUGAGAACGAAGCUGAGGAUUGGUGGCGCAACACUGUUCAGAGAUUUGAUGAGGAUGGAAUUGAAGUGACUUGGGCACUUUUCUGUGAUGCUUUUCUGGAGAAGUAUUUUCCAGAAGAUGUUCGUGAAAAGAAUGAAAUUGAAUUCCUUGAGUUGAAGCAAGGUAAUGGUAUCGUAGCUGAGUAUGCUAUAAAGUUUGAGGAGUUGAUCAAAUUUUGUCGCCAUUACAAUACUACUAAUGCUGAGAGAUCCAAGUGUCUUAAGUUUAUGAAUGGCUUGAGACCUGAUAUCAAGAAGGCAAUGGGUUACCAACAGAUUAUGAGAUUUUCUGAGUUGGUUAACAAGAGUAUGAUCUAUGAUGAUGAUAGUCGUGAGAGUGUUGCUCAUUACAAGUCCUUGCGUGAUAAGAAAGGAAAAGGGAAAUUUCAAGGGAAGUCGUAUGAUGGUAAGAAGAAAGUUGGCGAUGGAAAGAAGCCGAGUGGGGGAGGAUCUCACACUCCUGUCAAGUGCUUCAGAUGUAGUGUUGAGGAACAUCGUGCUCCCGAGUGUCCUAAGGGCGAUGUGACUUGUUUCAAGUGUGGCAAGCAAAGUUACAAAUCUUUUGAUUGCAGAGUUGGUUUGAAUGUGACUUGUUACAACUGUGGUGAGCAAGGGCACAUUAGUACCAAGUGCAACAAGUCGAGGAAGGAGCAAGCCAAAGGGAAAGUGUUUUCAUUGUCCGGUGUUGAUACUUCUGCUGAGGAGAGAUUGAUUCGAGGUACGUGCUUUAUUAAUAAUAUGCCUUUGAUUUCUAUUAUUGAUACUGGUGCGAUGCAUUCUUUUAUUUCUUUGGAUUGUGCUAAGAGAUUGAAUCUUGAAUUAUCUGUUAUGCAUGGAAGCAUGGUUAUUGAUACUCCGGCUAUGGGUUCAGUGACUACUUCAUCUGUUUGUUUGAAAUGUCUGUUGAAUAUUUGUGAUAAAGAUUUUGAAGUUGAUUUAGUGUGUCUUACAUUGAGUCAACUUGAUGUUAUUUUGGGAAUGGACUGGUUGAGGGCCAACCAUGUCUAUAUCAACUAUUUUGUGAAAUUUGUUCUUUUUCUUGAGCCAGAGAAGGAAGUGAUUAUGUUGGUGGCAAGUUUGAAGCCUAGUGAAAAUGGAACAAUGGGUGAAUUUCCAGUUGUUCGUGGUUUUCCUGAAGUGUUUCCUGAUGAGGUUAGCGAUUUGUCGCCUGAACGUGAAGUUGAGUUCACGAUUGAUUUGAUUCCUAGUACUAGUCCGAUAUCGAUGGCUCCGUAUCGGAUGCCACCAUCUGAGUUGAAAGACUUGAAGAGUCAACUAGAGGAUUUGCUUGAUAAGAGGUAUCAUCAGAUCCGUGUGAAAGCUGAAGAUAUUCAGAAUACUGCUUUUAGAAUAAGGUAUGGACACUAUGAGUAUUUGGUGAUGCCUUUCGGUGUGACGAAUGCACCUGAGGAUCAUGCUGAGCAUUUGAGGAUUGUUUUAUCUGUAUUGAAAGAGAAGCAGUUGUUUGCUAAACUUUUGAAGUGCGUGUUUUGGUUGAAGGAAGUGAGUUUCCUUGGCCAUGUGAUAUCUAGUGGUGGUAUUUUGGUUGAUCCUUCUAAGACUGAGGCUAUAUCUCAAUGGGAAGCGCCGAAAUCUGUGUUUGAGAUUCAUAGUUUUCUUGGUUUGGCAAGUUAUUAUCGAAAGUUUAUUGAAGGCUUUUCUAAGUUAUCUUUGUCGUUAACACAGUUGACUAGGAAAGGUCAAGCUUUCAUUUGGACUGCAAAUUGUGAAGCUAGUUUUCAAGAGUUGAAGAGGAGAUUGACUAUUGCGCCUGUUUUGAUUUUACUGAAUCCAUCAGAACCAUUUGUUGUGUAUUAUGAUGCUUCUUUGAUGGGUUUAUGA
Molecule: messenger RNA, 1926 nt
Organism: Lathyrus oleraceus (garden pea)
Lineage: Eukaryota; Viridiplantae; Streptophyta; Magnoliopsida; Fabales; Fabaceae
Exons: 4
Coding region: 1-1926 (641 amino acids)
Molecular function (GO): zinc ion binding; nucleic acid binding
Source: RefSeq, a predicted model, not a curated record